CUCAAAGCCGGAAAUCCACUCUAGCUGGUCACCGGCUCAAGGACCUGCGCGCGGCUACGUUGGUUGCUAUGGAGACAUUCCCACUCUCCGCCCAAGCCACAUUUCUUUCGCGUCGCCGGACCCCUCUCUCUUCCACCGCUUUGCCAGAGCCUUCCGCUUGGCGUUGUCCCUCUGGCUCGCCUGGAAGCUCCCAAGGAAGGCGACUGUCCCUCCUUCGUCGUGCUGCAAAGGCCUAACUCAGCUAAGGAACCGCCUCGUCUCCCAUAGCAACGCCCCUGCCCCCUCCGCCGGACUCCUCCCAUUUUACGGCAGCCGUAAAGCGAGCGUCGCAGGCGGAAGUAGCGGUGACACAAACAUCACGUCGGCCGGAGGCACCAUGGAUGCACGCUUUACCCGUGGGAAGUCUGCUAUCCUCGAGCGGUCACUAACUCGGCCCAAGACAGACAUCAGCCUCAGUGCCUUUUCACUGCUGUUUUCUGAGAUUGUGCAGUACUGCCAGAACAGGGUGUACUCAGUUUCAGAGCUGCAGAACAAACUUUCUGAACUGGGUCAGCAGGUGGGAGCCCGUAUCUUGGAUGUGCUUGUGAUGCGGGAGAAGAACGGCAAGCGGGAGACCAAAGUCAUUAACAUACUGCUCUUCAUCAAGGUGACUGUGUGGAAGGCUCUCUUUGGGAAGGAGGCUGACAAGCUGGAACAAGCCAAUGACGACGAUAAGACCUACUACAUCAUCGAGAAGGAGCCUCUCAUCAACACUUACAUCUCAGUUCCCAAGGAGAAUAGCACUCUGAACUGUGCCUCCUUCACAGCUGGCAUUGUGGAGGCCAUGCUGACUUGCAGUGGCUUCCCUGCCAAAGUCACAGCCCAUUGGCACAAGGGCACCACUCUCAUGAUCAAAUUUGACGAGUCAGUUAUUGCCCGAGACAAAGCUUUGGAUGGCCGCUGACUCCAUCCAGUGUGAAGCAAUCUGAGUUGUUGUACAUAUGUACUUAGUAUUCAAAAAUAAUUUCCCUAGCUAUGUUCGGACACUAUACAGUCAAAGCAACAAGGUCCAGAGUAAUGCUGACAGUGAAUGUUUAUACUGUGUUUAUCUAGGACCACUUCUGUUUCCAGAAAUCUAUUCUUUUUUCUUGUUAGAAAUUUAGGAUUUAAUAGCAAAUGGAAUUGCUUCUUUUGCCAAGAGUUAUAUCAUCUGUUAAGAAGGGCUAAGCUAUGUUCAAUUGGAUGUCAGGCUUCCAUUGGUGCUGCUUCCUUGCACAUUAUUAUUGUUACCCCACUGAACUUGCUAUUAGAAAAUAUUAACCAAGGUAUAUGCUGCUGAAAUGAACUGUGAAACCUUUCUCCAUUCUGUUGCUUCUUAGCUAGUCCCUGUCAGUUAUUACUCUUCCUUGCUGCUUACUUGCUCCUUUGGCUGUAGGAAUUAGCUGAAGGUAGUAUGGCAAAGUAAGUUCUAUAGGGCUGAUCUAAGCUGUACGUGCCCAUUUUCUGGCCAGCUAAACGAUCUAGAUUUUUAAUUGGUUUGUUUAGCAGUUGAGGAAUUGUUAAAAUUGUAGUGCUCACUUUGCACUUUUGACAGCGCAGAAAUCCGAAAAGGAAAUCUGGUAUGUAUACUCAGCAUGAAUUAACUUGCUGAAUUUCUUCUCGAAGUGGCAAGGGAGAAAGGUAUAGGUCCUGGUGUUUUGCUUAGGCUCUAAUCUGCUCAUACAAAUUAUAGUAAAUUGGCCUUCCCUAAUCUGGGUUAUUCCAGAUAACUGGCACACAUUUCAAGGGAAGUAAAGAAUUUCAGAAUAAAGUAUCCCAAAGGAUAUAUCUACAUUGGGAGAACUGAUUUCAUCCAUGGUUUGGUAUAAUAAUUAUAAAAAACCUUCCUAAUUUGUUGUAAGGUAUUCUACAGCACUUUUAAAACUAGUUCAAAAUUGUCCUACUAAUUAAAGGUUCUACAUGUCUUGAAGAACUGACUUACCAAGUAAAAGUGCUGUAAAAUGUGUCUUUACUGAUCUUUCAAAUGUCUUUCUUUUUGAACUUGACUUCAUUAGUUAGUGAAAUGAACUAAUGUCAUUCUUGUACUAGACACAAUAGAUUACUUGUGGUUCUGAAGGGCACUAUUUUUCACAAAAUUGUACUGAAUCAUAUAUGAGAGAGUUUACUGUCUGGAUGAAAAUGAACUUGUGUUUAGUAAUGUAUAUGCAUUCUUUGAAAAUGAACCUUUCCUGUUCUCAAAGUACAGAUCAUUAAUUGAGAGGUUUAGCAUUCAUUCAGUUAAUGCAAAAGAGUUCAUUUCAAAAAUCAUUAAAUUAAGUUCUUUGUUA
Molecule: messenger RNA, 2306 nt
Organism: Anolis sagrei ordinatus
Lineage: Eukaryota; Metazoa; Chordata; Lepidosauria; Squamata; Anolidae
Gene: TRAPPC5
Product: trafficking protein particle complex subunit 5
Biological process (GO): endoplasmic reticulum to Golgi vesicle-mediated transport
Cellular component (GO): TRAPPIII protein complex; TRAPPI protein complex; TRAPPII protein complex
Source: RefSeq, a predicted model, not a curated record